CGAUCGGUUGAUCGCCCGUCAGAGGCGCGUUGAAUGAGACACGAUCACGUGCAGACGCGAAUGUGGCUGUAGAUCUUGUUGAACGCGUUAUCACGUGAUGUGUGUAUACUGGUGUUUAAAAGGCUUCGACGCGCCGCGACGGCCUUCCAACAUCUCUUGCCCGCUCUCCACCACCAUCUCUCGCACUUCUCCCCUCUUGACUCUGAACAACAGCAAUGGCCCCCAAGCCCGUAUCCACUGCCUCUAAGGCUCCUGCCUCUACCACUGCCUCUAAGGCACCUGCUAAGACAGAGGGCAAGGCUGCGAAGAAGACCGCUCCCAAGGCAGCGGGUGCCGACGGGGAGAAGAAGAAGCGCCGCAAGGCCCGCAAGGAGACGUACAGCUCCUACAUCUACAAGGUGUUGAAGCAGGUGCAUCCUGACACGGGUAUCUCGAACAAGGCAAUGGCUAUCCUCAACUCGUUCGUCAACGACAUCUUCGAGCGCAUUGCUACGGAGGCCUCCAAGCUCGCGUCAUACUCUAAGAAGUCCACUAUCUCGUCACGAGAGAUUCAGACCUCUGUUCGUCUCAUCCUCCCUGGUGAGCUGGCGAAGCACGCGAUCUCGGAGGGUACGAAGUCUGUGACAAGUAAGUCAUCUACGUGUAUCCGUUUGUGUUGUGUGCCUCACGAUGUGUUCAGAAUUCUCUUCCUCCCAGAAGUGAUCUGUAUUAUACUCAGACUGGUUUACGUUGUCCAUCUUGUGUCUGUAUUUCUACACUAUGAUACGAUCCUAGGCCUCCGGUGUCACGUAUAUGGAAGCAUUUUUCAUGGUCCACGAAAAGCAGAAUGA
Molecule: messenger RNA, 830 nt
Organism: Fomitopsis serialis
Lineage: Eukaryota; Fungi; Basidiomycota; Agaricomycetes; Polyporales; Fomitopsidaceae
Product: histone-fold-containing protein
Exons: 5
Coding region: 216-830 (204 amino acids)
Biological process (GO): nucleosome assembly
Cellular component (GO): nucleosome
Molecular function (GO): structural constituent of chromatin; protein heterodimerization activity; DNA binding
Source: RefSeq, a predicted model, not a curated record